Drosophila arizonae is the source of this 533-nucleotide messenger RNA. RefSeq names its product ATP synthase, subunit F (gene ATPsynF). Gene Ontology annotation, molecular function: proton-transporting ATP synthase activity, rotational mechanism. Lineage: Eukaryota; Metazoa; Arthropoda; Insecta; Diptera; Drosophilidae. Gene Ontology annotation, biological process: proton motive force-driven mitochondrial ATP synthesis. The record is from RefSeq and is a predicted model, not a curated record. Gene Ontology annotation, cellular component: proton-transporting ATP synthase complex.
UACUCAAGUAUCGAGCAAACGAGAUGGCUUUUGGUGACUAUCCUGCUGAGUAUAACCCAAAGACGCAUGGACCUUAUGAUCCAGCACGCUACUAUGGCAAAGCUGAUGUGCCUUUCGGCCAAGUGAAAUUGGGCGAGUUGGGCGCCUGGUUUGGACGUCGCAACAAGAGUCCAUCAGCCAUCGCUGGCGCUGUCAGCCGUGCCUGGUGGCGUUGGCAGCACAAGUAUGUGUUCCCGAAGCGUGCUGGCAUUGCACCCUUCUUCCAGUUGACCGUCGCCAGCAUGGCUUUCUUCUAUAUCAUCAACUACCCCAAGUUGAAGCACCACAGGAACUACAAGUACCACUAAACGGUACAUCUCGUUUAAGCUCUUCAGUGUACACUUUGUUAUUAAAACUUUUUUCAUUUAUUGUUGCCAUUCAGUAAAGUGAAGAGAGUUCGAACACAUCCACAACACAUUACAAUACAAUUGAUGUUUUGAACACGGCUGAUUCUAAUAAAAAAAAAAUUCUGCGAAUAACUGUGCUGCAUCAAA